This is a messenger RNA of Archocentrus centrarchus (flier cichlid), 509 nucleotides long. It is a transcript of the gene ost4, whose product is annotated as oligosaccharyltransferase complex subunit 4 (non-catalytic). The transcript has 4 exons. Bases 247 to 360 code for a protein of 37 amino acids. NCBI's taxonomy places the organism in Eukaryota, Metazoa, Chordata, Actinopteri, Cichliformes, Cichlidae. Gene Ontology annotation, cellular component: oligosaccharyltransferase complex. The record is from RefSeq and is a predicted model, not a curated record.
CAGCCCCCUUCCCAGUUAACGGUAACCAUAGCUCACUAGCGCCACGCAGGCCUGUAUGACCGUCACGCCACAAAACAUCACAGGCUUCUGUUGACUGGGGCGAAAUUACACGGUGUUUGAUGUGACGUGGCUUUCCUCUUUGGCCGGAAGAGACGUCACUGUCUUUGCUUGCUUGCUGCUGGAGAGCUGAAGCAUUGCUCGAACCGGGAGUAAAAACUGAACAAAACGUCAAUUUAAAAUAAAAUAAUGGUGACAGAUGUGCAGCUGGCCAUAUUUGCCAACAUGCUUGGCGUCUCCUUAUUCCUGCUGGUAGUGUUAUAUCACUAUGUUGCUGUGAAUAACCCCAAGAAGCAGGAGUAGAGUUGUACAAUAUGACUGCAGAGGUGAGAUGGCAGUCAAAGCCACCACAUUGGACACAGCAUUCCCCCCUAUCCUGGCUUCUUUCCAAGAGAUGGAAUUUCUUUGUUUGCACAAUAACCUUUUUUUCUAAUAAACAUGUUUGAAUUUCA